CUAACCCUCACGGCCACAAGCCUGGGACACCUAUGAUUGGACAAGGAAAAGGCGGGCCCCUACGCUUCUACCUCCGCUUCCGGUCUGAAAGCACCGGCAAUUGAUUUGUGGUCUUAUACUAAGGUGGAUGGAGGGGCGAGCGCAGACUGCCCCACUUGCUGCCCGCGCCCUGCCCUCCGCUCCCUCUUCCACGGGGGUUUGGCGGCUAGGUCACGGACAAAGUUCGGGCCCCUGCCAUGGAUGAAGGUGGUUCCCGCAUCCGUCGGCGGGUGUCUGUCCGCAAAAGGGACCGUCCUAGCCUAGCGAGCGAUUUUGCCGCCCCCGCCGCGGCCGAGCUCACGCCGGGCGAUGAGGAGGAGGAAGAGGAGGAGAUGGUGGCUGGGAACCGGCGGAGGAGGAAAACCGUGGAGGUGCAACCGGUCGAGAAUAAUGACAGCGAAGAGGACAUGCUUGGUGACUAUGACAGCUUUGCUGAAAAUUCUUUUUUAGCUCAAGUUGAUGACCUGGAACAACAAUAUAUGCAAGUUCCUGAACAUAGGAAACAUGCCUCAGACCUUGCCACUGAAGAUCUAUAUUCAGAAAACAUCAAACACAACAAACUCAGCAUUACUACUGUGGGCAGCUUUACUGAAUUAAAAACAGAUGAGCACAUAAAGAACCAGUGUAGGCAUGAAGAUGUCUCUGUUGAACCAGAACCUGAUAUUUUGUAUGAUGUACCUUCUUCACAGGUUUUAUACUUUGAAAAUUUGAAGAGCUCUUCAAAUGAUUUGGGCGAUCAUUGUACUAGAGAGAGGGAUUGGAACGCAUCCUCUCACAAGACCGUCAAUGAGGAAUUACCCCAGAAUAGUAUAGAACACCACCAGCAAAUUGAUGAUUCCUCUUCUAAAGUCAAAAGUAGUUCAGAGGAAAAUAGGAGAAAAAGUCUUAAAGAACAUCUAAAAAGUGCCAUGACUGGAAAUGCCAAGGCCCAAACGCCAAUAUUUUCUAGAACUAAACAGCUCAAAGAGACUCUCCUAUCUGAAGAAAUUAAUGUUGCUAAGAAAACAAUUGAGUCAUCAUCAAAUGACCUUGGUCCUUUUUAUUCAUUACCCAGCAAAGUGAGAGACCUUUAUGUUCAGUUCAAAGGAAUUGAAAAAUUAUAUGAAUGGCAACAUACUUGCUUAACAUUGAAUUCUGUGCAAGAAAGAAAAAACUUAAUAUAUUCCUUGCCAACGAGUGGUGGGAAAACCCUCGUGGCUGAGAUAUUAAUGCUGCAAGAACUGCUUUGCCGGCGGAGAGACGUUCUAAUGAUCCUACCAUAUGUGGCAAUUGUCCAAGAAAAGAUUUCAGGUUUGUCGAGUUUUGGUAUAGAACUGGGUUUCUUUGUUGAAGAAUAUGCUGGAAGCAAAGGAAAAUUUCCUCCAAUUAAAAGAAGGGAAAAAAAAUCUCUAUAUAUUGCCACUAUUGAAAAAGGACAUAGUCUAGUGAACUCUUUGAUUGAAACUGGAAGGAUUGGCAGUCUGGGUCUGGUUGUUGUAGAUGAGUUGCACAUGAUUGGUGAAGGGAGCCGUGGGGCUAUACUGGAAAUGACCCUAGCAAAAAUCCUCUACACUAGCAAAGCAACUCAAAUUAUUGGCAUGAGUGCAACACUGAACAAUGUUGAAGACCUACAAGAGUUCCUUCAAGCCGAAUAUUACACCAGUCAGUUUAGACCGGUUGAAUUAAAAGAAUAUUUGAAAAUAAACGAUGCAAUAUAUGAAGUUGACAGCAAAGCUGAGAACAGCAUGACUUUUUCACGUCUCCUUGGUUGUCAGUAUUCUGAUACUCUGAAAAAGAUGGAUCCUGAUCACUUGGUAGCAUUGGUGACAGAAGUUAUUCCCAAUUAUUCCUGCUUAGUUUUCUGUCCCACUAAGAAGAACUGUGAAAACGUAGCAGAAAUGAUAUGCAAAUUUUUAAGCAAGGAAUAUCUGAAACACAGGGAGAAAGAAAAACAUGAAGUGAUUAAGAACUUGAAGAAUAUCAGCAGUGGCAACUUGUGUCCCGUCUUAAAGCGCACCAUCCCUUUUGGUGUUGCUUACCACCACAGUGGUUUAACUAGUGACGAGAGGAAGCUGUUGGAGGAGGCCUAUUCCAAAGGAGUUCUGUGCCUUUUUACCUGCACAUCCACCCUAGCAGCAGGUGUUAACCUACCAGCUCGAAGAGUUAUUUUAAGAGCUCCCUAUGUUGCUAAGGAAUUUUUAAAGAGGAAUCAAUAUAAGCAGAUGAUUGGCAGAGCUGGCCGUGCUGGAAUAGAUUCUAUUGGGGAGAGUAUCCUUAUACUGCAAGAAAAAGACAAGCAACAGGUAUUGGAGUUAAUAAGCAGACCAUUGGAAAAUUGUUAUAGCCAUCUUGUUCAAGAAUUCACCAAGGGAAUCCAAACUUUGUUUCUCUCUUUGAUUGGUUUGAAGAUUGCAACAAAUCUUGAUGACAUAUAUCACUUUAUGUGUGGUACAUUUUUUGGUGUUCAGCAAAAGAUUUUGUUGAAAGAAAAAAGUCUGUGGGAAAUAACUGUCGAAUCACUUAAAUACCUGACAGAAAAAGGACUUCUACAAAAAGACACUAUUGAUAAGUCCAAAGAAGAGAUCCAGUGUAGUUUUAAUAUUACAAAACUGGGACGAGCUUCUUUUAAGGGAACUAUAGAUUUGGCUUAUUGUGAUAUUCUCUACGGAGACUUGAAGAAAGGUCUCGAAGGUCUUGUGCUCGAAAGCCUUCUUCACCUAAUUUACCUAACAACUCCAUAUGAUAUGGCUUCUCAGUGUGUCCCUGACUGGAUGAUAUACUUCAGGCAGUUUAGCCAGCUCAGUCCUGCAGAACAAAAUGUAGCUGCUCUUCUUGGAGUUUCUGAAAACUUUAUUGGGAAGAAAGCAUCAGGUCAAGCUAUAAAAAAGAAGGUGGACAAGGACAUUGUCAACAGACUGUACCUGUCUUUUGUUCUUUAUACCCUGCUCAAAGAGACCAACAUUUGGAGUGUGUCUGAAAAAUUUAAUAUGCCUCGAGGCUAUAUACAAAGUCUUCUCACUGGAGCUGCCUCGUUCUCUUCUUGUGUGCUACAUUUCUGUGAGGAACUUGAUGAGUUUUGGGUUUACAGAGCCCUUUUGGUAGAACUUACCAAGAAGUUGACUUACUGUGUAAAGGCAGAGCUAAUUCCUCUCAUGGAAGUGACUGGAGUUUUAGAGGGUCGAGCAAGACAAUUAUACAACGCAGGCUAUAAAAGUCUGAUGCACUUAGCUAAUGCAAAUCCUGAAGUGCUAAUAAGGACAAUUGAUCAUUUAUCAAGACGCCAGGCCAAGCAAAUUGUUUCAUCAGCAAAGAUGCUGUUGCAUGAAAAAGCAGAGGCUUUACAAGAGGAAGUGGAAGAGUUAUUGAGAUUGCCUUCUGAUUUCCCCAGUAUGGAGGCCUCUUCCACUGAAAAAGCGUGAAGCUGUCUGACGAGCAUUUUCAAACAUGAAUGAUUUAUUGUACAUAUUUUUAUUAGAUUCCCUAUAAUUUAUAAAUGAAAAAAUACAUUUUAAUUAUACAUUAAGGACUGUGGAUGAUGUAUGAAUAUACCUUUCACCCUGCCCACUAAUAAUCCAUCUUCUUCAAUACUUGCACAUUAUUUCUCUGCUCAAAUAUCUAGGGUCCAUCACAAAAUGAAAUCCAACUGCCUCAACAUAUCUCUAGCCUACCUUUGCAGCCAGACCUUUUAUUAUUCUCUUAUACAUUUUUUUAUCAAACUAAACUGUUUGAAAUCCCAGAAUUUUCCCUGGGAUUUCCAAACUGUUUAUUUCCUAAUUGUUUUUUGCUACCCCCAGUGCAUGAAAAAAUAUCUUUACAGUGUACUGUGUGGGUGCACUUGGGUGGCUUAGUUGGUUGAUCAUCCAGCUCUUGAUUGUGGCUCAGGUCAUAAUCUUAGGGUUGUGAGAUCGAGCCCUGC
This is a messenger RNA of Ailuropoda melanoleuca (giant panda), 3934 nucleotides long. RefSeq names its product helicase, POLQ like (gene HELQ). The coding region runs from base 237 to 3437 and encodes 1066 amino acids. NCBI's taxonomy places the organism in Eukaryota, Metazoa, Chordata, Mammalia, Carnivora, Ursidae. The record is from RefSeq and is a predicted model, not a curated record. Gene Ontology annotation, molecular function: nucleic acid binding; ATP binding. The transcript is spliced from 18 exons.